Molecule: messenger RNA, 4142 nt
Organism: Rubroshorea leprosula
Lineage: Eukaryota; Viridiplantae; Streptophyta; Magnoliopsida; Malvales; Dipterocarpaceae
Source: the annotation of a GenBank genome assembly
AUUUUUGUUAUUUGAUUAGGACUUGCUAGUCGCCGCGCAAUCUCUAGUUCCCUCACCGUCGCCGUCUCCAUUGAGCCUCAACCAUGGCCGACGAUAGAGCCAUAAGCCUCGAGGAGAUCAAGACACAAUCAGUAGAUUUGGAACGGAUGCCUGUAGAGGAAGUGUUGGAGCAGCUGAAAUGUACCAGGGCUGGACUGACUUCCGACGAAGGAGCCCGUCGACUCCAAGUUUUUGGACCAAACAAACUAGAAGAGAAAAAGGAGAGCAAGAUUCUCAAGCUUUUGGGUCUUAUGUGGAACCCUUUGUCAUGGGUCAUGGAAGCUGCUGCUAUCAUGGCUAUUGUCAUGGCAAAUGGGGGUGGGAGACCUCCAAACUGGCAGGAAUUUGUUGGUAUCGUUGUGCUGUUGCUGAUCAACUCUACCAUUAGUUUUAUUGAAGAAAAUAAAGCUGGAAAUGCUGCAGCAGCCCUCAUGGCUGAUCUUGCUCCCAAAACUAAGGUUUUAAGAGAUGGUCAAUGGAAUGAACAAGAUGCUGCAAUUCUCGUUCCAGGGGACAUAAUCACCAUUAAAUUGGGAGACAUAAUUCCUGCAGAUGCUCGUCUUCUUGAGGGUGAUCCUUUAAAGAUUGAUCAAUCUGCUCUCACUGGAGAAUCUCUUCCUGUCACUAAAAGCCCCUCAGAUGAAGUGUUUUCUGGUUCCAUAUGCAAACAGGGUGAAAUAGAAGCAGUUGUUAUUGCAACUGGUGUGCACUCGUUUUUGGGUAAAGCUGAGCAUUUGGUAGACAGCACCAAUCAAGUUGGGCAUUUUCAGAAGGUUCUCACAGCCAUUGGCAAUUUCUGCAUUUGUUUGAUUUUUAUUGGAUUAUUCAUUGAGGCAGUUGUCAUGUACGGGCUCCAGCACCGCAACUAUAGGGAUGGAAUUGACAAUUUACUAGUUCUCUUGAUUGGAGGAACCCCGACUGCCAUGCCAACAGUGUUAUCUGCCACCAUGUCCAUUGGUUCUCAGAGGCUCUCUCAGCAGGGUGCUAUUACCAAGAGAAGGACAGCCAUUGAGGAAAUGGCACGCAUGGAUGUUCUCUGCAGUGACAAGACAGGGACUCUGACCCUGAACAAGUUGACUGUUGAAAGAAACAUGAUUGAAGUGUUUGUAGAGGGGAUAGAGAUGGACCAAGUUAUCCUUCAUGCAGCUAGAGCUUCAAGAACUGAAAAUCAGGAUGCUAUUGAUGCGGCUAUUGUUGGAAUGCUUGCAGAUCCCAAAGAGGCACGAGCUGGUAUUAGGGAGGUUCAUUUCUAUUAUGGAAACACAUCCUGUGUAUUGUGUAUGUUGCUGUUUUUACAAGUUCUUUCCAUAUGUGUGAGGGCAACAUCUCACUUGUAUAUAUACAAAAGAACUGCUCUUACCUACAUUGAUUCUAAUGGAAACUGGCAUCGGGCUAGCAAAGGUGCCCCCGAGCAGAUAUUGGACCUCUGCAACUCCAAGAGAGAUGUUCGGAGAAAGGUUCAUGCAGUAGUUGACCAGUUUGCUGAACGUGUACUUCAAUCGUUAGCAGUGGCAAUACAGGAACUACCUGAGAAGACAAAAGAUAGUUCAGGGGAACCGUGGCAGCUUAUUGGUUUGUUGCCUCUAUUUGAUCCUCCGAGGCAUGACAGUGCUGAAACCAUUAGAAUGGCUCAAGACCUUGGCGUGAAUGUUAAGAUGAUUACAGGUGAUCAGCUUGCCAUCGCCAAAGAAACUGGGAGGAGGCUUGGAAUGGGAACGGACAUGUACUCUUCUUCCUCCUUGUUUUUUGAAGAUAAGGAUGCUUUACUUGCUGCUUUUUUCACCAAAAAUGAGUUCAUUGAGAUGGCCGCUGGAUUUGCUGGAGUAUUACCAGAACACAAAUAUGAAAUUGUUAAGAGGCUGCAAGAGAGGAAACAUAUCUGUGGUAUGACUGGAGAUAAUGAUGCACCUGCUUUGAAGAAGGCUGAUAUUGGAAUUGCUGUUGCCAAUGCUUCAGAUGCUGCUAGAAGCGCAUCAGAUAUUGUCCUUACUGAACCAGGGCUUAGUGUCAUUAUAAGCGCGUUUACCUUUGUUGGCAUUCUCUUGUUCAUUGUUUCAUGGAGCAAAUUGAAAUGUAGUAACCACAGAUCUUUCCUUUUAAAUUUGCAAAUCUAUGCUGUUUCUGCUACCAUCCAUAUUGUGUUUAGUUUCCUGAUUAUUGCCUUGGUGUGGAAGUUUGACUUUGCUCCUUUUAUGGUCUUAAUUAUUGCCAUCCUAAAUGACGGGACAAUCAUGACAAUACCAAGAGAUAGAGUGAAGCUAUCUCCACAGCCUGAAAGCUGGAAGCUGAGAGAGAUUUUCACUACUGGCAUUGUACUUGGAGGAUACUUGGCAGUCAUGACUGUAUUAUUUUUCUGGGCUAUGAGAAACACCAACUUCUUCUUAGACAUAUUUUAUGUAAUUCCCCUGAACCCCUGGCAUAGUCCUUAUACUGACCAGAAAAUUAUGGCAGCUUUAUACCUUCAAGUGAGUAUUGUGAGCCAGGGCCUUAUUUUUGUGACACGAUCCCCAAGCUUUUCCUACGUUGAACGCCCCGGACUUCUGUUAGUCAUUGCUUUCAUAGUUGCUCAGCUGGUAGCAACACUGAUUGCAGUCUAUGCAAAUUGGGAUUUUGCUAAAAUAAAAGGUAUUGGCUGGACAUGGGCUGGAGUGAUCUGGCUUUAUAGUCUUGUGACUUAUAUCCUUCUCGAUCUUCUCAAGUUUGCCAUUCAGUAUCUCCUUGGUAGUAAUGUGAGGGAUACACUUUUACAGGACAAGACCACCUUCACUACAAAAAACCAUUUCAGUGAAGAGGACAGUUAUAGGGAACUCUCAGAGAUUGCAGGGGAGGCUAAACACCAGGCUGAGGUUAUCAGGCCAAGGAGGCUUACACUUAAGGGGCAUGUUGAAUCAGAUGUUAAGCUGAAGGGACUUGACAUUGGUACGGCAGCCUUUGAUGCAUCCACAAGGGAGAAUUUUCUGCAUGAGUGGAACAAGGAGAAGCCGGUGAGAUACACUGCUCAGCAGCUGGAUGACUUUACAAGAAAUUACUCGAAAAGGUUGGGGUCUGGAGCAUGUGGGGAUGUUUAUGAAGGGCAGUUUCCAAAUGGAGUUAAGAUUGCAGUGAAGUUGCUCAAGGAAAAAUAUGAGGGAGCAGCAAAAAAGCAGUUCAUGGCAGAGAUUGGCACAAUUGGAAGAACAAACCACAUUAAUUUGGUUAGACUUUAUGGUUUUUGCUAUGAUGGAAAUACAAGUGCGCUUGUAUAUGAAUUCAUGGAAAAUGGAUCGCUUGAUAAUUACUUGUUUGGGAAGAAAGAGAUGAUUGAGUGGCAAAAAUUACAUAUAAUAGCGGUGGGGACAGCCAAAGGAGUUGCUUACUUGCAUCAAGACUGUCAACAGCGAAUUAUUCACUAUGAUAUCAAGCCAGCCAAUAUUCUACUUGAUGCAAACUUCCUCCCUAAAGUUGCAGAUUUUGGGCUUGCAAAGCUUUGCAACAGGGACAGUACUCAUGAUUCAGUUACCGGAUUCAAGGGAACCCUCGGUUACUCUGCCCCCGAGCUUUUUCUGAGAAAUCAUCCCAAAACUUACAAAUGUGAUGUGUAUAGUUUUGGAAUGUUGUUGUUUGAGAUAGUUGGGAGGAGGAAAAACACAGUUAGUACUUCCUCUGAAAUCGUUGAUUGGUUUCCAAAGGUUGUGUUGGACAAGUACCAGAAGGGUGAAUUGGCUGAACUAAUAAAAAGUUAUGGGAUUAAAAAGGAGGACAUGGAAAAGGCAGAGAGAAUGUCAUUAGUGGCAUUGUGGUGUGUUCAAGAUUCGCUAGGAGCUAGGCCACCAAUGAGUGCCGUGGUAAAGAUGCUGGAAGGAGGAGUGGAGAUCAUGCCACCUCCUAAACCCACUCAUUUACUGUUCUCAUCGUUAGGGAAAACUGCAGUCAAGCCACCAAAUGCUGCCACUGAUUCGAGUUUCUCCUCGAGUGAAGAAUCCAAUUCUAAUUGGUAUAAAGAGACCACUGCAAUCAUGGCCAAGUAUGAAAUAGAAGUGGCCAGCAGUUAACAAGACUAAAGUCCAGUUUCCAGAAAGUGUGUUUUGUCUUGACUUUUGUUAUUAUAAAGUUUUUCGUCUUCU